CUGUUGAGCUUCGAUACGGUUCUCUUAUGCACGGGCUACGAGUACUCUUUUCCUUUUCUGGAUGGUGUCGGGACGGAUGUGGUUAAAGAUUUGCUGGAGCUCAUCAUGUGGUCUAGUGAUCCAACUUUAGCCUUCAUCGGGCUGUGUUCGGGAGUG
Perkinsus marinus ATCC 50983 is the source of this 156-nucleotide messenger RNA. RefSeq lists its product as hypothetical. Lineage: Eukaryota; Perkinsozoa; Perkinsida; Perkinsidae. The record is from RefSeq and is a predicted model, not a curated record. The transcript has a single exon. The annotation marks the transcript as partial.